GAGUACAAGGCAUGUAACCUGGAGGCGUGUCCAGAGGUGAAGAGGAACACCCCCUGGACCCCGUGGAUGCCCAUCAACGUGACCCAGGGUGGGGCACGCCAGGAGCAGAGAAUGCGCUACAUGUGCCGUGCCCAGCUAGCAGACCCCCACGAGCUGCAGAUCGGACGACGCAAAGUAGAGACCCGCUUCUGCCCCAACGACGGCACGAUUGCCUGCGAGACCGACAGUGAGUAUCCGAUGUGGAAUCGGUAGUUAGUUGUGCUAAUAGCAACCAUUGAGCAAGUGACAUGUAUUGUGUUGGUGUGCAGAGGGUUGGGAGUUCAGGCCCAGGUUUAAAUAUAAUUUUAAAUAUAAUUUUCACUCUGUUAAACCCACCCACUCUCAAUCUAUAUUAUAGACGGCUCUCAGACCAUUGUGGGAAUACUGCCCUUGAAUAGUUACUGUACUGUAUGUAUACAGGAGGUUGGUGGCACCUUAAUUGCGGAGGAUGGGCUAGUGGUAAUGACUGGAGCAGAAUAGGUGGAGUGGUAUCAAUUACAUGGUUUCCAGGUGUUUGAUGCCAUUCCAUUUGCUCUGUUCCAUUAUUAUAAGCCGUCCUCCCAUCAGCAGUAUCCUCCCCCUGGGUGGUACAGUGAUGUAGAGCAUGAUGAAGGAAUCCUCCUGUUAGUGUGUUAGUGUCUGUUAGUGUGUUAGUGUCUGUUAGUGUCUGUUAGUGUCUGUUAGUGUCUGUUAGUGUGUGUUAGUGUCUGUUAGUGUGUUACUGUCUGUUAGUGUGUUAGUGUCUGUUAGUGUGUUAGUGUGUUAGUGUCUGUUAGUGUGUUAGUGUCUGUUAGUCUGUUAGUGUGUUAGUGUCUGUUAGCGUGUUAGUGUCUGUUAGUGUGUCUGUUAGUCUGUUAGUGUCUGUUAGUGUAUGUUAGUGUGUUAGUGUCUGUUAGUGUGUUAGUGUCUGUUAGUGUGUUAGUGUCUGUUAGUGUCUGUUAGUGUGUUAGUGUCUGUUAGUGUCUGUUAGUGUGUUCGUGUCUGUUAGUGUGUUAGUAUGUUAGUGUCUGUUAGUGUGUUAGUGUCUGUUAGUGUGUUAGUGUCUGUUAGUGUGUUAGUGUCUGUUAGUGUCUGUUAGUCUGUUAGUGUGUUAGUCUGUUAGUGUCUGUUAGUGUGUUCGUGUCUGUUAGUGUGUUAGUGUCUGUUAGUGUCUGUUAGUGUGUUAGUGUCUGUUAGUCUGUUAGUGUGUUAGUGUCUGUUAGUGUGUUAGUGUCUGUUAGUGCGUUAGUGUGUGUUAGUGUAUUAGUGUCUGUUAGUGUGUUAGUGUCUGUUAGUGUGUUAGUGUGUAGGUCUCCCAGCAGGCAGGCAGUGCUGCUGGUCACAGUCCAAUGCUUCUCUCCUGGUGGCAGCUUUACACCCUCCGCUCACUGUAUCGAUUAACUGUAGCUGGCUGACAGUGGCCAGGCUGGCCAGGGUGGGCUGGGUAGGUAGGGUGGGCAGACAGGAGGACAGACACAGAGAGCAGCUGAUUAACUGCUUCUGAACGGGAAAUACAGUCUAGACUGGACAGGACUGAAGGGAAGGCUGGGCUCUCUCUCUCUGUCUCUCUGUCUCUCUCUGUCUCUGUCUCUCUCACUCUUUCUCUGUCUCUCUGUCUCUCUCUGUCUCUCUGUCUGUCUCUGUAUCUCUCUCUGUCUCUCUCUCUCUCUCUCUCUCUCUCUCUCUCUCCUCUCUCUCUCUCUCUCUCUCUCUCUCUCUCUCUCUCUCUCUCUCUCUCUCUCUCUCUCUCUCUCUCUCUCUCUCUCUCUCUCUCUCUCUCUCCCUCUCUCUGUCUGGCCAGGUGGCUCUGUCUGCUGUAUAUAUAUUCAGUCAGUGAGGUCACUGUAAAACACUUAAGCACUGCCCAACGUGUCACAGUCUAGCCAGACUUACCCAGAAUAAGACCAGAGCUGACUUGAGUAAUGGCACAGAUAUGAAUAAAGUAAGAAUACUUCCUCAGUACAGAGAGGAGAUUAUUUUUCAGUUGUAUGACUCACCAUGGAGGCAGGAUUGAAGAACCUGAAUAGCUUGGGAAUGGACUAGAAUGGGUGUGUGAGUGUGUUUCAGUAUAAAGAGAGGCUGGUCCUAUUGAUCCCCUGGUCUCAGUGAUCUGUCCCCUGUAUGUGUGAGCUAUUCCAUACACGUAUAUGAUAUACACUGGUAUCAUACUACUCUAUCUCUAUGACCUGUGUAAUGUAGAAAGGAUUCAGUGUAUUGAGUAGACCAGUAACCUGUGUAUUAACCCUUUCCUGUACUGGUAGCUCUAGUGGAGGAACUCCUAAGGACCCCUGUGUUACGAGUAGCAGGCUCCGACUGGUCGUCAUGGGAGACGUGGUCCGCCUGCUCCCAGGACUGUGCCAAGGGGUACCGCACCCGCAAGCGCACCUGUACCACCCCAGAGGGCAAGGCUGCCCCGCCAGCCUGCAGGGGCUCACCGGUGGAGUACCAGGACUGCAACUCUCAGGCCUGCCAAGGUAAAGGGGAAGAGAACAUGCACACACAUACACACACAUACACACACAUACACACACAUACACACAAACUACUUCCAUAACUAUACAUCAAUGACCUCCAGUUGUGGUUAGCAUAAUACACACAUUAACACACCACCAGCGAGAGAGCUGUAUGCUAAUGCUAGUCCUGUAAAGUUAUGCUGAGGGGAUCAUUGGUUCCAUUAGCUAAUAAAAUAGAAUCGAGGAGUCCUUGGUUACAGUAGCUGAGUCAUUCUAGUGUUUAAAUUAAAGCACCUCAUCAUCCCCUAAUCAUGCAGUUGGCCUGCUUUAACCAGUGGUAACUCCACCCAGCCCUGCUCAUAACAACUGCUCUUAACACUGGAAUGUGGACUGACUGUAUUCAUGUUGUAUGGUUGGUGCAUCACUGAUGAUCAUCCCUUGAGUCUGUCAUCUCUCUCUCUGUCUGUCUGUCUGUCUGUCUGAUAGUUGGAUAUUAUGGGAGGGAGGGAGAGAGAGAGAGAGAGAGAGAGAGAGGCAAGGGAGAUAGUUGAAGAAAAUAGAUUUGACAAGAUUGAGAUGGAGGUGAAGAGUGUGAGACAGAAAUGGCUAUAAGGAGACUUCUCUGGUCCUGAUGUAUCUAUCUUUAUUUUACAAGUUUGCUGGUUUUCUUGAGAGGCUCUCUCUUUAUAUUCCACUUUCCCCAAAAUGUCCUCCCCAGUCCCAUCACCAUGCAGCAUUCACAGGGGCCAGACAGACAGCCAGAGGGGUGUGAGGCAACCAAAGCAGUCACGUCCCAGUUCGCUCUCCCUACUAUCUAAUCCACUGAAGUAAAUUGAGUUUUCUAGAGCACGAGGUGAGGGGGGUGAGGACGGCAUUACAGCCCCACCUCCACUACCCACUCAACACUCACCUUCAUCUCUCUCUGUCAAAUCCAUUAUUUACUGUCUCGCUCCCCUCACCAUUCACUCUCUCAGCUCAAACACUCUCAUUCAGAAGGGCAUGCUGACUGACUGUACCUGUUCAAUGUGAGUGGAAUGACAACAAACUUAAUAUAGCAAGCCUUUAUAGAGGGGUUAAGCAUAGCAGAGUUAUUCUUAGGCAUGGAAGGUGCUGUGUAGGGACAAUGGACAGCAGUGUAGUUUUUUAAGUAGAUAAUCUAUCUGGUCCUCUGGGUAGACUUUGGUUUUGUUUAUUGCAGCUACAAGAGGAUAGUAUUUCAUAUGUUUAUUUUUGCCUAGUUAGUGAUGAGAGAGAUAUCUGGCCUUGCUUGUAUGUUUAUGUCUUGUGUGUGUUUGUCUUUGUGUGUGUGUGUGUUCCUGUCCAGUGAGUGGAGCCUGGUCAUGUUGGUCGUCCUGGUCUCAGUGUUCAGUGCCCUGUGGUGGAGGGCACUACCAGCGUACCCGCUCCUGUAACAACCCCAGCCCUGGCAACGGAGGAGAUAUCUGUAUUGGGCUACACACUGAGGAAGCGCUGUGCAACACACACACCUGUGACGGUAAGGCACACACACAUCACACAUCACACCCAACACCACCCCAACACAUCCAUCAGAGUCACACGCUUCCUUUACAUCAGGACGAUCAUUAGCUCUAAUCAAUACAUUACAAUUAGUCUAUCAUGAUAAUUACUCACUGAUCAAUACUGUGCCAAUCAACACCUUGUUAUGUCGCUCCAGAGAGGGCUUUGAAAUGGAGUUCCAAGCCUGUCUGCUGCUUCUCUUUUGCAGCCUCAGUGCCAGCCUUGUGGGGGUACAGACCGGUGGUGUACCUUUUGGCCCUCUGCUCUGUGUGUUCCUCUGUGUAGUGGCUCUGCUCCCAAUAGGACACUGUCAUAUGUGUGAUUCUGAGCCGGCUAAUCCUGGACUGGGUAGAAAGUUACUCUCAGACGUUUCUCUGAAUAAGCCCACAGCCCUAAUGAGAGACGAGACACCGUUUCUAAAGAAUUUCUUUUUUGUUUUAUCUGAUUCCUAUCCUAAUCCAUUCUUUAUUUCCUGGAAUUUGCUAGCCAGUGUCAAUAUUUCUUCUGUUGCUGCUGUGGCGUGUGGCCUUGUGUGUGUGCAUGCACUGUGCUCUUUAUAAACUGAGACUGACCACAGCGUCAGGAAAGAACAAGGGCUUUUAUCAAUAGUCUUCUUCCUAAAGACCAAAAGGUCAUUCAUAUUGAAUUAGCCCAACUGUCAGUCAGUCGGUCAGUCAGUCAGUAAUUACAGACAAGGAAGGGAAUUGUUUUCUUUCUUUUACUUGGACUGCAUCCCAAAUGGCAACCUAUUCCCUAAAUAGUAUUCCCUGGUCAAACGUAGUGCACUAUAUAGGGAAUAGGGUGCCAUUUGGGAUGCAGUCUUGAUGCAUAUCAGCCCGUUUCCUCAGGUUAAUGUUCUCUUUUGACGUAGGGCAAACACUUCCCGUUAGAAGGGUGUGUGUGCCUGCACAGCUGCCUGUGCUUGUGUCCACAGUUUGCCAUGCUAAUGACGUGGCCAUCUCAUCUGUCUCCGGCUAUGGUACAUUUACUGACAGGCAGGACAUUGGUCAUCUAUGCAUGGAUCCUCGCUCACUUCCCUACAGAUACAGUGCACCUCCAAUUAGCCAAAAGGCCUUGUGUCUGUCAGUCCCCAGCCUAUCUGAUGGCCCUUUCUGAGAUGGCUAAAGAGAUUGUGCUAACUAAUGGAGGACAGGUGUGUGUGUGUGUGCUUGUGUGUUUGUUUGUGUGUGUGUGUGCGUGCAUGCGUGUGUGACCGUUAUUACAGUGAAUGCUAAUAGAGGUGCCUCAGGAUUUUAUUUCUAGCUUGAUCCAAUUCUACAGCUCAGACACGUUGGUUUGGUUGAGGGACGUAAAUAAAUGAAUGAAAUAUAUGAAGCAAUUAUAGUAAGAGGGCUGGUUUGCUGCAUUAUUAAACACAAAUGUGAUAUUAUGCGACAGUACAGUGUCCAUAUUAGGACAGGCUCAGAGUCACAAGGCCACCAACUCCUUGUGACUCUGAGGCUGUCCGAAUAUGGAUACCAUCCUAAUAUGGACACCUUACCAUGGGGGUUGUAUUCUGUCGUUCUACCAACACGGGUUGUGGGAGAUCAAAGAGCAGACGGAGCAGCUUCAGCAGCCAGUGACUGAGUCUCUGACUGAUAAGAGAGGUAAACAAAAUGGCUGCUGUCAUAGAGCCUUAUAUAUGUACAGUUUCUUUGGAUUAAUGGGUUCUGUCAUUAUUUGUUGGGAAACUGGGAGAGGAUCUUUUCUGUUUACUGUAUACAAGCGCCUGCCGGCCAGGAAACAUGACUUAAGCUUGGCUCUGGACACAAACAUCUCGGCUAUGCACUAAACAAACUAUGGGUUUGCUUUCUCAUUACCUCACAAACAUUUGGGUCUGUUUGUAUAUGGCUAGGGUUGUUUGUGGCUGUGCUGUGGUGGGGCUAGUUUGUUUGUUUGUCUCAUGCUCUUGGGUGGGCAUGUUGGGUUCCAGGCAUUUUAAGACUGCAGCAGUUACUUCAACUCAGGGUGAGUCCAUGGUCAUUUGUCUGUGUACUGACAGUCACUGUGUGUGUGUGUGUGUGCAGGCGGCUGGAUGGCCUGGUCUCUGUGGUCAGCGUGUGACAAUGCAGGGCUGCAGGUACGCAGCAGGGUAUGUGGGGCUCAAGGCUCCGCCCCCUGUGUGGGAAACAGCACCGAGCACAGGGACUGCAAUGAGAUCCCAGGUGAGUCCGACACUCCUUUAUCAUCAGCAUCAUCACCAUUAUGUAACAUAGACGCACAUUGAAAUUAGCCGUAUCAUCACACACAUAGGGCCAGUUUUCAGAAUAAGCCAUUUCCUGGUCUAAAAAUCAUGUUAAAUUGAAAGUGCUUUUAAACCCAUCAGUGUUCUGGAAACUGCCCCAAAUAAUAUAAAACCCCUCCAAUCCCCACCAGACAGAGGCCUUGCCUAUCUUCUAUCUUAAUUAGCGCUAAUCUCAGUAAAUCAGGCUUCUCAGACUGCUCCUCUGAUGUCUCUGUCUGUUAAGGUUUUUUCCUUUAUUUUAGCCGUAGUCGUAGUGAUCUUUCAGGGCCUGGCUGCCAGAGACAAAACAAGACAUACUCACUAGCCCAGAAUACCAAGUGAAUUAAAUUAAGGCUUCUCGCAAUUAAUAUUAAUGUGUCACAACACCAAGGCUGCAUCACGAAUGGCCCCCUAUUCCCUAUAUAGUGCACUACUUUUGACCAGAGCCCUGUGUCCUGAUCAGAAGUAGUACACUAUAUAGGGAAUGGGGUGCCAUUUGGGAUGCAGGCCAAAUCACAUCUAAUUUAUUGCAAUUUUGGACGAGGCGAUGGAAAUCGUAAGGUCACUGGGAUGACGUGUGACACUGCCUGGGGGGAAUUUGCCCCAAAUAUAAUCAUAGGAUUGUUGCGUCUCAAUUAAAAACAUACCCUUCCCUCCAUUGCUCUCCCUCAAACUACCAUCCUGAUGAAUUAGUGGAAGGCAGACGUCGUUUAACUAUAAAUGAUUGGCUUUACUUUGAAUGUCUGUUAAACUUCAUAGAAGCUCAGGCUACACAACAUUCAACAUUCACGACAUUUACAACAUUCCACUGGAUAAAUGAUUCAUUGAUUUGUGUUUCAUGAUGUUUGCUUGUUUGUUUGUGCUGUAUGUACUGUAUACAGUAUAUCAUCUACCAGUUAAAAUCAAAGUCUACUUUGGUGUCUUGGGGUGAUUCCAGCUAUGUCUGUGGGUGGUAAGAAUCUGCAUGUGCUGGUAGCUGACUGUGUGUCUAUCUCUGCAUGUCUGUCUGUCUGUGUGUUGUGUUGCAGUGAUUCUCCCUGCGUCUGGCUUUGAUAAGGACCAGCAAUGCGGAGGUAAAUGGAUUAACAAUCUACGUGUGUGCAUGUGUGAUCGUGCGUGUGUGUUUGUGUGCGUGGACACACACACAAUCUACCUGGGGGGGAUGAUGUAGGGAUAGAGCGAGAGUUAGUUGUACUCCUUGACUUACCCCACAUUUUGUUGUGCUACAGCCUGAAUUCAAAAUGGAUUACAUUGAUUUUUUUCUCUACACACAAUACCCCAUAAUGACAAAGUGAAAACAUGUUUUUAGAAAUGUUAGCAAAUUGAUAACUCAUUUACAUAAGUAUUCACACCCCUGAGUCAAUAUUUUGUAGAAGCUGCUUUGGCAGCGAUUACAGCUGUGAGUCUUUCUGGGUAAGUCUUAGGGUUUAAUAUAUUGCCGGUAUUUUACAAAUGUUCCAACCCGAGAAUAAAUCACUUUUCACCCGGGUAACCUGGUAUUUCCUGCCAAAACCAGAAGUGUCAUUCAAAAGCAUUAUAAAGCAUAUAAAUAUGUCUGGUAUAACCUGAUGCCUAAUGAGCCAUAUACAGUAUUAAAUAAAUGUUAUGAGCCAAUACAUAUGAUAUAGGCUACUGCACGUUAUGCACGACAGAAAAACAUAAAAGCCCAUAGAUGUAGCUACCUAUAUACUCUCUUCGUUAAAUAAAUGAAACGAGCUCCAGUAGGCUAAUCUUUUUGAGUGUGAAUUGUAUUACUGUACUGUAUUAUACUGUAUUAUAUGGACUGGAAUUACGCACAUCGUUCAAACCAUGAUAAAGCAGAAGAGAACAUACGAUUCUGGUGUAGCACAUGCGGCCUACAAAGUUACAAGUAUAGGCACACCCUAUUCCCCUGUGUGAAGAAGUAAUUGCCCCCUUACACUCAAUAACUGGUUGUGCCACCUUUAGCUGCAAUGACUCCAACCAAAUGCUUCCUGUAGUUGUUGAUCAGUCUCUCACGUCGCUGUGGAGGAAUUUUGGCCCACUCUUCCAUGCAGAACUGCUUUAACUCAGUGACAUGUGGGUUUUCAAGCAUGAACUGCUCGUUUCAAGUCCUGCCACAACAUCUCAAUUGGGAUUAGGUCUGGACUUUGACUAGGCCAUUCCAAAACUUCCAAUUUGUUGCUUUUUAGCAAUUUUCAUGUAGACUUGAUUGUGUGUUUUGGAUCAUUGUCUUGCUGCAUGACCCAGCUGCGCUUCAGCUUCAGCUCACAGACGGAUGGUCUGACAGCUUCAGCUCACAGACGGAUGGUCUGACAGCUUCAGCUCACAGACGGAUGGUCUGACAUUCUCCUGUAGAAUUCUCUGAUACAGAGCAGAAUUCAUGGUUCCUUCUAUUAAGGCAAGUCGUCCAGGUCCUGAGGCAGCAAAGCAUCCCCAAACCAUCACACCACCACCACCAUGCUUGACCUUUGGUAUGAUGUUCUUACUGUGGAAUGCAGAGUUUGGUUUUCGCCAGGCAUUACUGGAACCAUGUCGUCCAAAGAGUUUUAAAACUCUGCAGCUGCAAUUUAAAAAAUAAUCUUUACAAUUAAAGAACAGGGUGACCCCCGAAAGCCAGAUGGAGAUGGGUAAAUUAGACGCUCAUUCGGGCUUUAUAUUACUGUAGCAUAGGCUAUGCUGCAGCAAAUGUAGGCCUACCUGUCACAAGAAAAAAAGUUACCAUGAUGAGACGAUAGGUCUACAUGCAUUGUGAACUGCGCUCCAUACUGAGAUGGGCUGUCUGUCCCCACCCUGAGCAUUGAUUCAUCAUGCAGAGGCCGUAGAGAAGCCAAAUUUAGACAUCGCAUAUCAGUUAACAGUUCCAUUUCACACCAUGCUGUUCAUAUAAAUAAGGGAGUGGUUUUUGGUGGUCAAUCUCGGUAACCUGGUUCCCGCUAUUCAACCUUAGUAAAGUCUGUAAGAGCUUUCCACACCUGGAUUGUGCAACAUUUGCCCAUUAUUCUUUUCAAAAUUCUUUAAGUUCUGUCAAAUUGGUUGUUGGUCACUGCUAGACAACCAAUUUCAGGUCAUGCCAUAGAUUUUCAAGUAGAUUUAAGUCAAAACUGUAACUUGGCCACUCAGGAACAUUCACUGUCUUCUUGGUAAGCAACUCCAGUGUAGAUUUGGCCUUGUGUUUUAGGUUAUUGUCCUGCUGAAGGUGAAUACAUCUCCCAGUGUCUGGUGGAAAGCAGACUGAACUAGCUUUUUCUAUAGGAUUUUGACUGUGCUUAUAGCUCCAUUCCGUUUGGGGGUGGGGGAGUUUAACGAUUACAAGCAUAUCCAUAACAUGAUGCAGCCACCACUAUGCUUGAAAAUAUGGAGAGUGGUACUCAGUAAUGUCUUGUAUUGGAUUUGCCCUAAACAUAACACUUUGUAUUCAGGACCAAAGUUUAACUUUCUUUGCCACAUUUUUUUAGUAUUACUUCAGUGCCUUGUUGAAAACAGGCAUAGCCGCGGGAAGAUGUUUGGGGGUGGGGGAGCUGCGAAAUAAGAGACGGCUAUUGGUCCGCUAAUACAGGACUCAUAAAGGCCCAGUGCACUACAUUUGUGAAGAAAAAAAUACUUGCCCAUGCUACAGAGGGCUAUAUCGGUCUGCUAAUACAGGACUAGUAAAGGCCCAGUGCACUACUUUUGUGAAAAAGCAUCCUCAGCACUCCUAUUUCCCGCCACUAUGCAAACAGGAUGCAUGUUUUGUAAUAUUUUUAUUCUGUACAGGCUUCCUUCUUUUCACUCUGUCAAUUACGUUAGUAUUGAGGAGUACCUACAAUGUUGUUGAUCCAUCUUCAGUUUUCUCCUAUCACAGCCAUCAAACUCAGUAACUGUUUUAAAGUCACCAUUUGCCUCAUGGUGAAAUCCCUGAGCGGUUUCCUUAAUCUCUAGCAACUGAGUUAGGAAGGACGCCUGUAUCUUUGUAGUGACUGGGUGUAUUGAUACACCAUCCAAAGUGUAAUUAAUAACUUCACCAUGCUCAAAGGGAUAUUACAUUUUUCACCCAUAUACCAAUAGGUGCCCUUCUUUGUGAGGCAUUGGAAAACCUCCCUGGUCUUUGUGGUUGAAUCUGUGUUUGAAAUUCACUGCUUGACUGAGGGACCUUACAGAUGAUUGUAUGUGUUGGGUAGUCAUUCAAAAAUCAUGUAAAACACUAUUAUUGCACACCGAGUGAGUCAAUGCAACUUAUUAUGUGACUUGUUUAAGCAAAUGUUUUUAUUUAGGCUUGCCAUAACAAAGGGGUUGAAUACUUAUUGACUCAAGAUAUUUCAGCCUUUCAUUUUUAAUUAAUUUGUUUAAUAAAAAAAAACAUUAUGGGGUACCGUGUUUAGGCCAGUGACAACACAUCGGAAUUUAAUCAAUUUUAAAUUCAGGCUGUAGCACAAUAAAAUGUGUAAAAAGUCAAGGGGUGUGAAUACUUUCUGAAGGCACUGUGCUGGAGAAAAUCAGGAUGGCACAAGCCUUUGAACCAAUCAUCAGAUGGGGAAUAUAUAUAUUAGGGGGGACGGCCUAUAGAAUGAGGUGUAGGUAGCCUGCUGGGAACGGUAAUGGUUUGAAAAGGCUGUGCCACCACACCAUUGGACAGUUUCCAGGAAGACGCCAAGGGAACUGAGAAGAAGGAGCUUGGUGCUCUUGAAUAAACAAACAUUUUGCUAGCCUGGUCCCCGAUCUGUUUGUGCUGUCUUGCCAACUCCUGUGGCUAUUGAAUGACCAUAGGAGUUGGCAAGACACCAAAAACAGAUUAUCAACCAGACUACUGAGGUAGAGCUUGUUGCCCCUGAAUGAACCACCAUUUUACUGCAAAACAAUACCUGAUGGAGGACAGAAAGAGAGAAAACGGCAGAUUACAGACACAGAUAAGUGAACCAAACAUCCUGACUGACCUCCUCCCAUCUGUCUGCUUUGUUGUGUCUUCCCAGCGUUCACCUCGCUGCACCUGAUAGCCACAGGCGUGUCCUGUUUCCUGGGGGCGGGCCUUCUGUCCUUUCUGGUCUACAUGUACAGUCAGCGCUUCCACAAGCCCUCGCAGGAGUCCGCCGUCAUACACCCCACCACGCCCAACCACCUCAACUACAAGGGCAACACCACACCAAAGAACGAGAAGUACACGCCCAUGGAGUUCAAGGUAUUGUCACAGGUAUUCAAGGAUUGUCACACACGUAGACACAAAUGCACGCAUGCAGACACGCGCUUGCAUACACACACCAAGAAACACAAUUUUCUACGUAGAGAUUCCAUAUGCAUAGGUUUAUUUCAUUACAUGAACUACUGUACAGGGGAUGAGUUAUGGUGAGAGCUCAGAACAUGUAUGUCUUAUUUGUCUUCAUCUGGUUUCCUUACUCUACUUUCUCUUCACAGUCUCAGUCCUUAUUAAUGGCCCUCGUUAGCCUGUUGUAGCCAUGGACUCCCACUGCUGUUUAUAAUGCUGGAACCAGCAUCUUUUGAGGAAGGUAGCAGCCGAAACAUCGUUGCUGGCUGAACAAUAUUGAUACAUGUAAAAUCAAGCGCCACCCUCCUGCCCCACCUUCCCUACGUCUUGGCCCUAACAUCUGUGUGUUCCUGUGAGCCAUGGUCCGAUCUCAUCGAUCUGUCCCACCAUGGCAUUGCCCUCCCUGCAUGUGGCAGGGUUAGCCCUAGGACCAACGUUGUAUCAUGAUCCACCUUCUAUACAUACUGCAGUUGCAUAUUCUAUUGCCCCAUAAUUAGUCAAGUAUUAUGCUAGGAUGCUCUUUAUCUCAGGUGACGGUUGCUGCUUCUCAGAAGGAAACCUGAUUAUUUUCUAAAGAUGUCAGCCACCAGCUGGCUGAGUGAUGUGUUUGUGGCUGAUUGAGGCUGGAUCCUAACGUGUUGCUGAGGCUGGGUCCUUAUGCUGGGCCCUAAUUAUGAGAGUCAUAUGGUGAGAGCAGGGUCUCAUUAGGUUAAUGAUCAGACCAGGCAUAUUUCAUACGACAGGUAGCUAGCUAGCUAUUAGCCUGGCAUCCUAACUGAUUUCUCUACGUUUCACCAUUGAGCGCAGCAUUCAGUCUGGUUAAACCAGGCUAUCUAGCUAGAGCCACUGGCUCAACCUGAGAACUACUGCUGUUAUUGUUGCUCUAGCCAUCACAUUAUGCGGUUGUUUCUUCACAGGCCCUCACCACCCUCAUCCAUGAUGGCCGACGUUGUUGUGCAUUUCACUGAUUCUGUAACUCAUUUACAGAGCAGUGUUUGGCCUAGAGCUAAAUGACAUUACUCAACAGCCUCCGUAAAGUGUUCCUUCCGUCGGCGUGUUGUGGCUUCUAGCCGCCACGACCUGCCUCUAAAGUGCAAGUGCAUUAAAUUAAGGGUGUGUCCCAAAUGGGACCUAAUUUCCUAUAUAUUGCAGUACAUUCCCUAUGGGCUCUGAUCAAAAGUAGUGCACUAUAAAGGGAAUAAGGUGCCAUUUGGGAUGCAGACUAAAGGUUUUUUAGGUGCCUACUGUAAUUUAUUCAUGUCUCUCAUAUUUGUUCAUUGAUUAUGCUUGAUGUUUGACUGCUAAAUCAAAUUUGUUGAAGUGUUGUACCUUGCUUAGAAAUCUACCCUACAGUACCCAGCACUGUUGCCCACUUUUCAACCUGUAAGAGUCUAAUAUAUUGAUAUUGCUCCUGUCUGAGUCAUUGGUAAACUAACCCAUCUGUUACAACACUGGUAUAAAACUCUUAUGUCACUGUUAUAACACUGUUAUGACUGUUUUCUCUACUCUUCCCACCUCACCCAGAAAAACACUUUACUGAACAGUACGUACCUUUUCAACCCAUCAGUGUUUUUUGUCUAAUUUUGUAGCCACUGUCACCUGUUAUGACACUCUUCUCUCCUCCUCCAGACCCUGAACAAGAAUAACCUGCUCCCAGAUGAGAGGUCUAACUUCUACCCAACGCCCCUGCAGCAGACUAACAUGUACACCACCACCUACUACCCCACAGCGCUGGGCAAAUAUGACUACAACAGGCCUGACUCCUCCCCUUCCCCCUGCAGGACCUAUAACAACAGCUGA
Messenger RNA from Coregonus sp. 'balchen', 13231 nucleotides. NCBI's taxonomy places the organism in Eukaryota, Metazoa, Chordata, Actinopteri, Salmoniformes, Salmonidae. The record is from the annotation of a GenBank genome assembly.